AAGAAGUACGAGGCUGCAGGCCAUACCAUAGCGGCAUACCCACCGAGACGAGGAGAAAGGGAGGAGAGGCACGAGAAGAAUGGGGGAGGGCGCGCCAUGCAGCUUCAUGCCGCGGCGCCGGGGGGUGCUGUGGCGCGGCCUCGGGCUCGGCCGGCGCCGUAAGCUCCAGGUCGCCCGGCUCGGCGGCGGCAGUGGCAGGGCAGGCGGUGGCCGUGGCCGUUGCCGCGGGCUCCUGCGGCGCCUCCGCCUGCGCUGGCUCCGCCGUGCCGUCCGCAAGCUGGCCGCGGUCUACAUGGCGGCGCUGAAAGGCCCGCCGGCGUCGUGCCCGGCGUGGGGCGGCGUGGAGCCGUGCUUCGCCACGCCGUUCGUCUUCGUCCCCAACACGCGGCCUUUCUUGUGAGGCCGCCGGCCGGGCGGAGCUUUUAGGGGAAGCCGGCCGAUGGCCGUGAUCUUGGCAUCAUUUGCAUGCGCAAAACUCUGCUUCAUUUCCGUCCUUGCUGUCGUUAGUUUCGUUUGGACGCGAAAUGAGAAAAGGAAGAUGUAAAAUCAGUAUAUGUAUGGCUACUUCCCUUGUAAUUAACCACCAGCCAUCUUAUAAGUUUCUUCGUUUUUCUUU
This is a messenger RNA of Triticum aestivum (bread wheat), 616 nucleotides long. RefSeq lists its product as uncharacterized. The transcript has a single exon. The record is from RefSeq and is a predicted model, not a curated record. Lineage: Eukaryota; Viridiplantae; Streptophyta; Magnoliopsida; Poales; Poaceae. Bases 80 to 400 code for a protein of 106 amino acids.